CGAUUCAUCUGAAACCCGAAAAGGUAUCCUUCUGCGCAAGAGGCCUAUCCAGGAUAAGCAGAUGGCUUCUGAAACCUCUGCAAUGCAGCUUUGUGGUUUGGACACCGGGGAGAAAGCAAACGGAGCAGGAUGUUUUCUCGAGCCUCCUAAACAGUACCACAUGCCAUACACACAAAACCUGUCCAAUGUGCUUUGUUCACUGCCCCUGCAUGGUUAUUCCUCGUCUUCACCGGUUAAGGCCAUCAACACGACGUUGGCUCUCAACAGACGUCGCAACCUACCUUUCGAAUUCGAGAGAAACGGGACCUUAUUCCAUCUUGAACAUAUGGCCUGCAACCACCACCUUUGACAAGGAUAAAAGACUUGUCAAAAGUAUCAUCAUUUGUUUUAUUUUUUUUCUUCACAUUUUGGUUAAAAUCAACAGAACUUGAGUCAUUGAACUAUUAUGCAGCAUUCUGCUAUAGGAUUUGUACUGCUAAUAUGAGGCAUAUCAUUCACAUGGUUAUUAAAUAGGAACUAAUACUUUCAUUAACCAUAACAUUUACAUGGAAAGUCUGGUUUUUCUCUUCCUUCAAGUGCAUAAACUUUCAAUUGCUCUAAAUUUUAAAUAGUGGGUUCUUUUUGAAAAAAAGUAUUUAAUUUUAUUAUGACAUAUUAUUUUGAAACUAUAAUCUAAAUAAAUAAUCGCAAACAACUGGUCAAAAUCAAAAGUGGCAGGUACAUAGCAAACUGCUCUACUCCUUUAGAGCAUCUCUAGUGGGCGGAUGUCCUAGUCCACUAGGACAUCAACUAGGACUUCCCAAAAACACCUCCUGCCACGUCACUAGGACUUCCCAUCCCACUGCCACGUCACUAGGACAUCUCCUUCACAAUCCGCCCUUCCCAUCGCCCUUCCCACUAGGACUUCCCAUCCCACUGCCACGUCACUAAGACAUCCCCUUCACAAUCCGUCAUUAGGAGGGGAGAUUUAAUCCCCAUUCAAAGCCGCCGAAAACUGAAUUGAAACUUCAUUCAUAAUUUCAUUUACACUACUUUCAGGAGUUCCGAGCCGGUCCAAAGCUGUACAAGUCGAAAAUGGAAAGAAAUUUAGUCCAACCAUUGGUUGCAGCAGUUCUUUCAGCUGCAAUUUCCAUCAGAUCCUAUCGAAAGAAGUCCCUCGACUUUUCUGGCGCUCUUUCUGGUUUUGCUGUUAUGACAAUUCAUAUGGCCGUCAAUUACAGGUUUGGUGCUCUGUUACUUGGCUUUUUUGUUACUUCAUCGAUGCUAACCAAAGUCGGGGAAGACAAAAAGAAGAAAGUCGAUGCAGAUUUUAAGGAGGGUGGCCAACGCAAUUGGAUACAAGUUCUCUCGAAUAGUGGUAUAGCAACGGUUUUAGUCCUGAUUGCUUGGUCGCAGGUGGGAACGCAGGACUUUUGUCUAAAUUCAAAAGAAUCGCGUCUUAUGACCUAUCUAGCUGGUGGUAUUCUUGGUCACUACUGUUGCUCCAACGGAGACACAUGGUCAUCCGAGCUCGGGGUUCUCAGUGAUGACCAGCCACGCCUUAUCACAAACUUCAAGCUGGUUCAGAAGGGCACUAAUGGUGGUGUGACGAGGGCAGGACUCGUUGCUGCAGCAGCUGCAGGCUCUGUGCUUGGACUUACGAUGGUUAUCCUAGGAUUUACGACUACCAACUGCACUUUCGAUGUAGCCAUGAAGCAGUUAUUGUUGAUACCGGUUUCUGCUCUUUCUGGACUGUGCGGAAGUGUUACCGAUUCUUUAUUGGGAGCAACCCUCCAAUACAGUGGUUACUGCAGUGUCCGAAAGAAGGUUGUGAGCAAAGCCGGGCCAACGGUGAAGAGGAUCUCGGGUCUUAGCAUACUCGACAACAAUGCAGUAAACUUCGUGUCGAUUCUGUUGACGACUGUGCUGACUUCCAUAGCUUGUUCAUACAUAUUCUAGUUGGAGGGUUUGGAUCUUCAAUCCCCAUGUGUAACAAAUAGUCUUGGAGCAUAAUUUCAAUCAAUCAAAAGAAUGGUUUUUGCUUCUCUUUUUACA
Salvia splendens (bonfire salvia) is the source of this 2034-nucleotide messenger RNA. RefSeq names its product protein PGR. The record is from RefSeq and is a predicted model, not a curated record. The transcript is spliced from 7 exons. Bases 1075 to 1938 code for a protein of 287 amino acids. NCBI's taxonomy places the organism in Eukaryota, Viridiplantae, Streptophyta, Magnoliopsida, Lamiales, Lamiaceae. Gene Ontology annotation, cellular component: membrane.